Meloidogyne enterolobii is the source of this 511-nucleotide messenger RNA. NCBI's taxonomy places the organism in Eukaryota, Metazoa, Nematoda, Chromadorea, Rhabditida, Meloidogynidae. The record is from the annotation of a GenBank genome assembly.
UAGUAUUUAAUUUCAUAAAAAUGAAGGAAUUUCCUAAAAAAAAUCCGGAAGAUUUAACAAAAGAUGAUAUAUCUCAAAUUUUGGGCCUGGAAAAUAAGUUGAAUAAAACUGUUUUAUUUUACAAACCGAAAAAUGAACUGAUGCCUGAAAUUUGUUUCAUGUAUUAUGAUGAAGACGGUGAUCAAGAAAAAGCUUUUAAAAAUAACCGCAUAAAGAAUCUUGUAAUAUGCAAAUUUAAGAACUGCAACGUGUUAUUAGUUCAUCCUGGAGGAUCUAUUAAUCACAAAACGAGGAAGCGUCACCAUGCCCCCGAAUCGACUCCUCAAAUUUCAAAAUUUUUGCCAAAAAAAACUACUCAAGAAGAUAAAUCAGAAAUAACUAAGAUAUUAGCAGAGUUUUGCAUUGAAAGUGGAAGUUCAUUCCAUUUUGCCACAUCCUUAUCAAUUAGAAAUUUAAUAAUCAAGGCGAACAAUUUAGGGUAGUUAGAAAUAUUUGUUUAGCUCUAGGAAAA